CUAUGUUAUGUUAUGAAAGUAAUUUAUUUUUUAGAAGUGAAAAGCAAUGCAAUGUCUAAUGGAAUUGGUGAUAUUUCGCAAAGUAAAGUAUCCGCGCAACAUUUUAAGAAUGCUGAUGGCCUUAUAGGCGUUAAUGUUUCAUCUGUUGGUAAUGCCACUGGAGCCGGUAAAACAAAUUCUUUAAGUAGCAUUUAUGGAGCUUCAGGUAUAAACGGUACGGGCAAUGCAGCCGCUAUGGGAUCCAGGGCAAACAGUAUCACUGAUUUGUUCGGAGAAAUCCUCGGUGGAAAACAAAUAGUUAAUCUUUACAAUCAAGCAUCUGGAAUCGGAGUUAACGAUACGUCAGCAGUGGCAAGUGGUAAUGGAGUGAUUACCAAUGGAACACAUGGAGGCAAAUAUAGUAUUUUAUUUAAUUUACUUAAUAAGCACUUCUAUGAAAUGAAUUUUUCCCAGGAGAAAAGCUAA
Molecule: messenger RNA, 465 nt
Organism: Dracunculus medinensis (Guinea worm)
Lineage: Eukaryota; Metazoa; Nematoda; Chromadorea; Rhabditida; Dracunculidae
Source: the annotation of a GenBank genome assembly